This is a messenger RNA of Lineus longissimus, 672 nucleotides long. Its product is annotated as calmodulin-A-like. NCBI's taxonomy places the organism in Eukaryota, Metazoa, Nemertea, Pilidiophora, Heteronemertea, Lineidae. Gene Ontology annotation, cellular component: myosin II complex. The transcript is spliced from 5 exons. The coding region runs from base 81 to 530 and encodes 149 amino acids. Gene Ontology annotation, molecular function: calcium ion binding. The record is from RefSeq and is a predicted model, not a curated record.
GUAAGUAUUGUCCGUCUCAUGAUAUACUGGUUACAGGGACUGUUUACCUUCUUCAAGCAUAGACGCCGUUUGAACUCAAAAUGGCUCACCAACUAUCAGAAGAACAAAUCGCAGAAUUCCGGGAAGCGUUCUCCCUGUUCGACAAAGAUAAUGAUGGUACGAUCAACACGACUGAGAUGGGUACAGUGAUGCGAUCCCUGGGACAGAAUCCCACGCUAGCCGAACUGGACGAGAUGAUCGCCGAGGUCGAUAAAAGUGGAAGCGGUACUAUUGACUUCCCAGAAUUUCUUACCAUGGUCGCGCGGAAGAUAAAGGACUGUGAUUCCGAGGAAGAAGUAAAGCAGGCGUUCCGAGUGUUUGACAAGGAUGGUAAUGGCUUCAUCAGCGCGGUUGAGUUACGCCACGUCAUGACGAACAUGGGUGAGAAACUAACUGAUGAAGAGGUUGACGAGAUGAUCAGGGAGGCAGACAUUGACGGAGAUGGCCAGGUCAACUAUGAAGAUUUUGUCAAGAUGAUGAUGAGCCGGUAAUGCGACAUGGAAAACUGUCGUCUGAAUCUAGUGUCAUAGGACAUGAAAUGGACAUAAUUUGGGCAUGAAAUGACAGAGCGUUCCAUUCUCAUAAUGAACUAUCUAUCUCAUAACAAGAAUAGUUGUCAUAAUACCAUUCAAA